Poeciliopsis prolifica (blackstripe livebearer) is the source of this 5536-nucleotide messenger RNA. Its product is annotated as zinc finger FYVE domain-containing protein 1-like. The transcript is spliced from 11 exons. Gene Ontology annotation, molecular function: zinc ion binding. Bases 902 to 3253 code for a protein of 783 amino acids. The record is from RefSeq and is a predicted model, not a curated record. Lineage: Eukaryota; Metazoa; Chordata; Actinopteri; Cyprinodontiformes; Poeciliidae.
CACAACGUAGCUACAGAAACCUGCAAGGGAGGGGGGCUGAAGAACAAAACAAUGACACUGCUCGGAAGGAUCCAAACACAGUAAGACUUUAAAGGACUUUUAAAAACGUAAUUGGGAGGAUUUCCCUCCCGGUUUAAAGCCAAACCAGCCGCAGUUACCAGCGGUUCUCUCACCGGCUAAAUUUCUAUAUGCCUCUUCAGUUCAGUUGACAAACAGGAGGCUAGCUACUUGUUUUGGACGGAUGAGGAACAUUAGCGUUUGCUGCUUGUUUGUGGAGAAAAAAGUUAAAACCACAAAUCGCUUAAUUAAGCCAGCUGUAAGCCGAACUGAGGCUGAACCAUAGAAAAUACAUUCUAUAAUUUAGCUUCCUAAGCUCAGUUUGUUUUGCUAGUCAUCCUGUUGUUAGCAUUGACAUUUACACACAUAUUUAUUUCAGAAAAAGCUCCCGUUAUUCGCUUGGUACUGUCUGUUCCCUCAGAUUUAUAUGAUAUUUAUUUUUUAGUACCACAUUUCUUUAGUUAGGAAUUGAAGUUGGAACAUCAAAAUUGAUAAACACAUCUGAGGGAUGUGUUUAUAAAAAUAACCCAACGUAAUCACCAACUUUUAUUUCACUGGCAAGCUAACUUUGUGUUCAGCAUAUUUGUUAGCAUUACUUUUAGCAGCAAUAUAUGACAUUAUUUAAAAUAGCUAAGUCACCUUCAACAAUUUUUAUAACUUAAUCAAGUUAAAAGCAGCCAAACCUGUCAGCAUGCAGAAUCUUAAGAUUAUUUAUUAAUAUAGCAUCAUUUCAGUUCAAUAUUACUUUGUGUGCAUUUCAAAUUAAUUGUUUUUAUUUUUUUGGGAAAUAGCUGCUUCUCUCAUAAAGUAAUAAUCCAAAUUUAAGAUAAUCUUGUAAUAAACAAUGAGUGGGCAUGGCUCGUCAUCUGAAAAGGGAGUUAAUACAAGUCUAACAUGUCAAGAGAAUUAUACCUGUGGUGGCUCUGAAGAGGCAGCAUUCGAGUGUGAUGACUGCAAAACCCUCCAGUGUGUCAGAUGUGAGCUGGAGCUCCAUCGUCAGGAGCACCUGAGGAACCACGACCGGGUCCCGGUUGGCCCUGGCCAUGUUCCCUACUGUGACAACUGCAAAGGAGGGAAUGGGGAUGGCAGCAAACGCCUCAGGUCUGUGGUUCGCUGCCAGAAUUGCAAGGUGAAUCUGUGUCAGGACUGUCAGAAGCGUACCCAUAGCGGGAGCAGCAAGAAAAAACACCAGCUCACAUCUUACCCUUCACCACCCAAACAAGCUGAUGUGAACACUGCCAAGACUUCUGUCCAGAACGCUGAUGUGCCUGAGUCACCUGAAAAAACACGGCUUCUGGAGAAAGUGUCAAGCUUUCUCUUAGUUGAUGAGAAUGAAGAAAUGCAGAUAAAAGAUGAAUCGUCAUUCAUGAGAUGCCUUGGGUGCAACCCCAACCAGCUGCUGAAGGUGGUAUCCAUCUUUGGUAACACUGGGGAGGGCAAGUCGCACACCCUGAACCACACCUUCUUCAUGGGCAGAGAAGUCUUCAAAACGUCUCCCACACAGGAGUCCUGCACAGUGGGUGUAUGGGCAGCAUUUGACCCCAUCCAUAAGAUUGUGGUGAUCGAUACAGAGGGGCUGCUUGGCAACAGCUCCAAACAGGGCCAGAGAACUCGACUUUUACUCAAGGUGCUCGCUGUCUCGGACCUCAUCAUUUACCGCACUCAUGCGGACCGCCUGCAUGAUGACCUUUUCAAGUUUCUCGGUGAUGCCUCUGAUGCUUACCUGAAGCAUUUCACCAAGGAACUAAAAGCCACGACGGCCCGCUGUGGACUGGAUGUUCCUCUGUCCACUCUGGGUCCUGCGGUGGUCAUCUUCCAUGAAACCGUCCACACCAAGCUCCUGGGUUCAGAUAAAUCAUUGGAGUCUGUGGAUCGGCUGCUGUUGGAGCGCUUUAGGAAGCUUUCCCGUUUUCCUGAAGCCUUCAGCUCCUUCCAGUAUUGGGGCACGCAGACUCUCAGUCCUCCUACCGAUUUCCGGGGCUUGCAGAAUAAACUGGAGCAGCUCCUGGAUAACAACGCCACACGUUCUCCUCGUACCCCAGGCGUCAUCUUCAAAGCCCUGCAGGCAUUGAGUGAGCGUUUUAAUGGAGAAAUUGCAGGUGAGGUUGCAGCACACAGCUGUUUCUUUCCUGAUGAGUACUUCACCUGUUCCAGCUGUUGCCUCAGUUGUGGAUCUGGCUGCAAGAAUAGUAUAAACCACUUACAGGAAGGAUCGUACCACGAGGCAAAGCAACGCUGCCGUUACUCUGCACAGUAUGAUAAUCGCAUUUUCACUUGUAAGGCUUGUUAUGAAGGAGGGAAGGAAGUGUUGGUUGUCCCAAAGACAUCUGCUUCCUCAGACUCCCCCUGGAUGGGCCUCGCCAGAUACGCCUGGUCUGGUUACGUUAUUGAAUGUCCAAACUGUGGAGUGAUCUACCGGAGCCGCCAGUACUGGUAUGGCAACCAGGACCCUGUGGACACAGUUGUCCGCACUGAGAUCCAGCAUAUUUGGCCUGGGUCUGACGGCUUUUUAAAGGACAACAACAAUGCUGCACAGCGGCUUCUUGAUGGCGUCAAUCUAGUGGCCCAGUCGGUAUCAGAGCUCGGCGUGAAACCUGCUAAGGUUGUCACCUCUUGGCUGACAGAUCAGAUCGCCCCGGCCUACUGGAAACCCAACUCCCUCAUCAUGAUGUGCCACAAGUGUCACGCAGUCUUCCAGGAUAACGACACCAAGCAUCACUGCCGUGCCUGUGGGGAGGGGUUCUGUGACGGCUGCUCUUCCAAAGCUGCUCCCGUCCCUGAGAGAGGCUGGGGUCUUGCCCCUGUCAGAGUCUGUGACGUCUGCUUUGAGCAGAAAGCUUCAUAUACAGAAAUACUUGCGUCAGAGCUUGAGGAGGAAGAAGGUGGAACUCUGGCCAGGAAGGUUGGAGAGGCUGUUACCAACACCAUAGGGGUUGUGGCUACUGCUAUUGACAUCCCACUUGGCCUAGUGAAAGACGCAGCCCGUCCUGCCUAUUGGGUGCCUGACCAGGACAUCCUGUCAUGCCACACCUGCCAGCGCGAAUUCACUGCCAAGCUGUCCAAGCACCACUGCCGUGCCUGUGGCCAAGGAGUGUGUGACGAAUGCUCCCCACAGCGUCGAACGGUCCCUUCGCGGGGCUGGGAUCACCCUGUACGUGUGUGCACCGGCUGCAACCAGAAACCUGGAGAACUUUGAUAUGGUUGCUUUUCCCUCCUCUUAGCACCGGAGAGAAUUGUUCACUCAUUGGCAGUCUGUCACUACUCAGGUGUACACCUGCUACUCUAAUGGAUUGAUCUUGCAUAUAUGGAAAGGAAAACAUAGGAAAUACUUCAAUAUUUUAGCAAAUUUGGAUUUAAGAGUUCCUGUGGCCUUUCUAGAACACACAGAACAUGGGGUUACUUGACUGAUUAUGAAACCUGAAUUAUAGCUUCAUAUUUUGAUCAUUAUGGACAUAAAUCCAGAACUUUUCCGUUAAAUAAAGCUGUUGAGGUAUUUUUCUAUUAUUAGAAAAAAAAAUUAAAAAAUGCAUUAUUUGAAAGACUGAUUGUUGAAGAUGAUGGUUGGUUACUGUGGUUAUGACUCCAGCAAAACUUAUCUUGACUGGUUGUUUCUGAUCUUGGGCGUGUAAUGAAAGUGUGAUAUUUUAUAUUCGUUUAGGGAAAACUGCAGGUUCCGUUGCAUGCAUGCAUUGCAAGAUUUUAGUUUUUGCACUAAGCCUUUUUUCAGCUGUUAUAGGCUGUUGUUGCUUAACAUGGCCAAAAGUUAGGUAUCCAGCAGAGCAAGUAUGCAGUUCCAAACUGAGCUAAACUCUGCAACAGUAGUUUCAGAUUUGGAUUUCUGGUGUGCCAAAAUGUAUUCAGGUCAUUGUGUCUGUGCAAAUGUAAUGUUUAUAUUCUAUCAUGCGAUUUGUGGUUGUAUGAACUCACUGUGUGAAUCUGACUUGUUGAAAAUAUUUAAAUGUUAAUUAUAAAAAAAAAAUGCUUGUAAGCACACUGUCUGGCUUUACAGUCUCAGAGAUCAAUGGCCUUUUUACUUGUUCAGACAAUGAGAUCUGAAUCAACUUUACCAUAUCUUUUGCCAAGUGGCAUUUUAGAGUUUAGAUAUUUGCAUUUUACGUUAAGAUUUUAUUUUUGUGUGUAUUUCAGUACAUGUACUACCUACUCGUAUAUAUGGAUCAUGGUUUACCAGAGGAAAACAACAUCCAGAUUUCUCUCCAAACUAGUUUUUCAUUAUUCAGUAACCAAACUGAACAUUGGCACAGUACCUUGAAAAAGUAUUUAUACCCACUCUAUUAAUCAAAUCAGAAACUUUAAUGUAUUUAAUUAGGAUUUUAGGUCCUACAGCGACACAAAGUAGUGCAUAAUUGUGAAGUGGAAGGACAAGGAAACACAAUUUUUGAUAUAUUUUACAUUUGACCAUCUGAAAAUUGUACUGUGGACGUUGACUGCAAAAUUAACAAAUUAAUACACUUUGAUGUAGUCCAUUUUACUUCUUCUGCGUGGCUGUUUAGAGUUGCAACCGUCUUGGAAGGUAAACCUCUGCUGUAGUUUCAAGUCUUUUGCAGGCUCUAACAGGUUUUCUCCCCAGGGUUGCUCUUUAUUUACCUCCAUCCAUCAACCAAUCAUCUCUGACCAGCUUCCCUCUCCAUGAUUAAUAAAAACAUCCCCACAGUUUUCCCUCCUCACAGCAAUUGUACCACACUCUUUUAAUCUUUUGAUGAUAAAUGUAACUGAUAAGUGGGAAUAUUUAAUGGGUAUCAGUACUUUUGCAAGGCAAUGUGUGAGAUGAGGAUUAUUGCAGCUUUUAACUCUUUGCAUUUACAUAAGCUGUUAUGAAAGGGUUUUUUUGUUUGUUUUUUUUUGUCCAUCCUCAUGGUAUUUUUUUUUCCAUAUUACUGUACAUGUAUAUUUAUAUUUCUUGUGUUAGAAACUAAGCCAACUGGUCUUUAUUUGUUUUUAUUUUAUGUUUUAGCCUGAGACUGGCAUAAUGAUAUUCAGAUCUAGCUGUUCUGACACUUUGUCUUGCAUGACAUAACAGAGUUUUAACCUGGCUUGCACCAUUGUUAGUUUUAUUGAGUGACCAGCCUGUUAUACAGUGAUGACGUGGAAAGCACAAAGGGGGGAUGCAUUUGUUGUUUAAAACAACAAAAUAUAAAGAAAUAUAGAUCUUUGUGGAUAGUUAUAAUUUUUUUCUCUGAUCAAUGUUACCAGGCUGCCUGGUCUCAAACAGAUUUAUUUGCUUGAAUGUUCAAUCAAACACUCCCCGAGCAGUCUUGCGCAUAAAAGAAUACAAAAUGUUGUAAUCCUGUCUAUUCAUAUAUCAUUUGUCAUUACUUUUUUUUAACACUUAACAGUUCUCAUUUACAAACAAGGAGGAAUGAGUGAUUUUCUUUAAACUGUUUGAAUCUGACUUGAAGAAGGCUGGUGGGGGAGUUGCAAAGGAUUAAAGCUGUGUCAGCACCCGUCUGUCAAAACAUAA